CUACUUGGUUUUGAUUGUGUCUUUCUUAUCAGGCAUUGAUACCCUUAGUUCUUCAAAUAACCACGAGAAAAUAUCCUCCUGUAAAGCUGGUAGAGUAACACGGACUUCUAACAGAAGAAAGCAAUCGGUUGGUUUUACAGAAGAGAAUGUUUGCAACUUACAUAAUACGGAAAGUAAACCUUGUAAAGAAAAGAAAAUUAAUAAGAGAAAGUCUCAAGAAACCAAGUGUACCAACAGAGCACUUCCUAAAAAGAAUCAGGUUUUAAAAACUUCCAGGAAGAAAGGAAAUGGGAAGAAAAGAGUCCAGAAGCCUUUAUAUGGGGAAAGAGAAAUUGCUUCCAAGAAGCCCCUGCUGAGCCCUAUUCCUGAGCUGCCUGAGGUCUACGAAAUGAUACCUUCAGGUCCAAGCAUCGGAAGGACAUGUUCAGACAAUUUCAACUCAAAUGAUAAACUGGAAGAAGUAAAGCCUCCAAAAGCUCCAGUUAAAAGACAGAUCCUUUGGCCUCAGCACCCAGAUUCAUUUGUGCACCCCGGACUUGAUAAGGCUGACAUGUCUGUGUUCUGCUCUCACACAGACAGCUCCGCACUGGCUGGCAGUGCUACUUGUGGAGAAGAGCCAAGUACAAAUGCCAAGGACACUGAAGACAGGAAAAAUAUUCCAGAAACCGAAAAUAAGUUGGAAAGUGAAAAGGAACCAAAAACCAAGACUGACAAUAGUCAGAUUCCUUGUGCAUCUGGGACCAAAGAACACAUUAUGUCACACAAUCCAAAACCUGAUUUUAUCCCACAGUGUCAGGAGUUUUCUCUUGCUGAUCAAAAUGUGGAAAAAGAUAUAAACAUCAAGUGUGAGAGAAAGGACAAAGUCUUAGCUACAGAGGAGAAACUGCCUGACUCACAGGAAGAGUUUAACCAUUUAGAAGAUGUCCUAAGUGGAAAUAUAAAAGAAUUUGUAGACCACAGUGAGGCUUUGCUAAGAAAAUCUGCAGAAAGUAGCAGCGUUAGGGGUUGUAGGGAAAGGAAACAUCGAAGACGCUCUGUGUAUUAUUCUGAUGAUCAGAAUUUAAAUUUGGAACAAAACAAGGAUGACAAACCUUCCUGCAGUUUGGGAAGUGCUGUAGAAAUUAGUUUAGAAGCUUCGGAACUGUGUAAAGAUUUAUCUGAUGUCAUAGAGCAAACCUUUCAGAGAUCAGACAGUGAAACCAAAGUGCGACGGAGCACCAGGCUCCAAAGAGAUUCGGAAAGUAAAGGGCUCAUGUGGGUAUCGCUUCCAUUUCCCUCCACUGCCCCAAAAGCCAAAAGGAGAACCAUAAGUACAUCUGACAGCAGAGGAUUUGGACAUCUGACCUCCAGGCAAGACUCAGGAGCAUUGCCCUCCAUCUCGGGUGAAGAGAGCCUGGCUGCUGACCCUUGUCCACCAGGGAGAAGAAGGAAAAGCUUUUGUGGGUCUACACUGGCAAGUACUCACAGUACCACUCAGCCAACAGGCUAUAGGAGAAGAGCAUUUCUCCAGGAGAAAGGAGAGAACACCUUGACAUUCCUUUCACGUGUGGAUCUCAGUUGGGAUGAUUUUGCAUGGAAACUGGAAAACUGA
Castor canadensis (American beaver) is the source of this 1591-nucleotide messenger RNA. The record is from RefSeq and is a predicted model, not a curated record. NCBI's taxonomy places the organism in Eukaryota, Metazoa, Chordata, Mammalia, Rodentia, Castoridae.